CUCGCCGCGACGUCGCGGCGGCAGUUGGCAGCGACACCGGACUGAAUAUCGCUGAAAGCUCCGCGCGGGGAGCGAGUGCGCGCGCGCCAGUACCCCUCCGACCAGCGAUGCUGUGCUGUCUCCGGAAAUAGAAUCGGUGGUUCGGGUGCGCGUGUGUGAGUGCAAAUGACUGAUAGCCCGACUUAGCCGGGCUGGAACUGUACAAAAUGUGGACCAAAAGGCAGUUAUGGAGGUUUAUGUUGUGCAUACUGUUCGCCGUGUCGGCGCUGGCCGCGGCCGCGAGAGCUGAUGACGUGCCGUCAGAGUCACAAUGCCGACCUUACAUCGAGAAAGCUCUCAAAGAGCUCGAAAGCGACGCAGAUGCAGAUUCCUCAGAAAAACACGACAGUAGUGAAUUAAGUAUAGACAUCGAAACGAAAGAAGCAGAUUCAGCAGAAGACAGUGGGGAUGCAGCAGAUACGGAUAGUAAGGAAGAUGGACCAUCGGUUGAAGUAGCUGACGAGCCAUACGUUGCUCAUGCUUCGAUAGAAGUGGAAGGUGGAGCCAACGACAACGAAUCGAAAGAAGAUGAAGCGACGGUAGAGGAAGUGGACGCUGAGAGCGCAGAAGGCGAUGAGCAGGACAGCAAAGAAGAAGGAGACAGCAAAGAAGAUGGAGACAGCAAAGAAGAUGGAGAAGCAUCAGCUGAAGAACAGGCAGCCGGAUCAGAGAGCGGCGAAGACAAGGAUGAAUCCGAACAACCUCAAACCGAUGACAGUAAAGAAGACGGCGGGGAUGACGACGAUAACGAUAGCAAAGAAAAAGACUCGGAAGACACUUCAGCCGAAGAAAAACCAUCAGAUGAUGAUGACGAUGACAACAAAUCUGAUGAAGCUGCCGACGCAUCCGAAGAACAGGUAGAAGAAGGUGAUGACUCUAAAGCCUCAGAUGAUGGCGAUGGAUCUCAAGAAAAGGCUGAAUCUACAGAAGACAAGGAUGAAUCUAAGGAAGAUGCUACAACCGAGGACAAAGGUGACUCUUCUGAACAUGGCGAUACUUCCCAGGAAGAUGAUAAGUCAGGGGAGAAUGAACAGGCUGAUGAAGCAUCAAAAGAUGACGACGAUGAUAAGUCCGGCGAAGAAACGACUGAAGCUGGCGAUAAGUCGGGUGAAGAGAAAGAUUCAAAGGAAGGCGGUAAAUCCGUAGAAGGAGAAGAAUCGGAAGAAGGUGACAAAGCGUCGGAAGAGACUGAACAAGCAGAUGAUGAUGAAAAGGAUUCAGAAGAAGAAUCAACUGAAGGAGAAACAGAAGAAGAGGCAGCUGAGGAGGAGUUGCUAAAUGUUCCUGAAAUUCCCGAGAAUUUAAGGUCUCGCGACCAUAUUGCCCAAAUACUUAGAUUAGAUGAAGAAGCAAGUGAAGCUGAAUUGACCAUAGAGAAAUCGGCUGAAAUUGUACUGAGAGAUAUUAAAAGAUUGUACGAAAAUUCCAUUAAACCAUUAGAAACUCUUUACAAGUACAGAGAUUUGAGCAACAGACAUUUUGGUGACCCAGAAAUAUUUUCGAAGCCACUCGUUUUAUUUAUGGGACCAUGGAGUGGCGGAAAAUCUAGCAUUUUGAACUAUUUGACGGGACUCGAAUUUACCGAGUGGUCUUUGAGAACAGGUGCUGAGCCAUCCCCUGCGUAUUUUAAUAUUCUGAUGCACGGAAAGGAUCCAGAAGUACUCGAUGGCACUCAACUUGCUGCUGACUGGACUUUCUCAGGACUUCAAAAGUUCGGCCAAGGUCUAGAAGAGCGUCUUAGGGGGCUCAAACAUCCCAGCAAAAUAUUGGAGAAGGUGAACAUCGUAGAGAUCCCCGGUAUCCUGGAAGUCAGGAAACAAGUUUCUCGCGUAUUCCCCUUCAAUGACGCUUGCCAGUGGUUCAUCGACCGGGCCGACAUCAUCUUCCUCGUUUAUGAUCCUUCUAAGCUUGACGUUGGACCAGAAACAGAAGCCAUUCUUGACCAGUUGAAGGGCAGGGAAUCCCAGACUCGCAUCGUGCUGAACAAGGCGGACACCGUGAAGCCUGAAGAAUUAAUGCGUGUCCAGAGUGCAUUAAUUUGGAACAUCUCCCCCCUUAUGAGCUCCGCGCAACCUCCAGUGAUGUACACGGUAUCCCUGUGGUCGAUGCCGUUCGAGGCGGGGGCGCCCGUCAGGCUGCUGCAGGCACAGGAGCGCGAGCUCCUGCGCGACCUGCGAUCAGCCAUUGACAAACGCGUUGAAAACAAGAUCUCCAGCGCGAGGAGAUUUGCCGUUCGGGUGCGAAAUCACGCCAAGAUGGUCGACUGCUACUUAACAACAUAUUACAACCACAAGACGAUAUUCGGAAACAAGAAGCUUAUUGCCGAUGCUAUCAUUGAAAAUCCUCAGAACUACCACAUCUACGAGGGUCUCAGCACACUUACUAACAUUUCCAGAUACGACUUGCCGGACCCUGAGACAUACCGAGACUUCUUCCGUCUGAACCCGCUGUACGAGUUCCAGCAGCUGUCGGCGACAUGCACGUACUUCCGGGGCUGUCCCAUCAACAAGCUCGACGUCGCCAUCGCGUACGACCUCCCCGAGAUUGUCGGCAAAUACAAGAAGAUGGUGGAGACUUCCACGCCCCAGGGCAUGCCCAAGAGUUGAUACCAUCCCGAACGAACGAAAUCCGCGCACCGCGCCGUCCUAACCUGCUUUUUAUUUUUAGAUAUUUAAAUUGGACAUUUAUUUCGGGCACAUUUUGCAUUUCUUUUUUAAUCGGGCAUCAGGUUAAUUCUUUUUCUUAAAAUGGCAUUUCUGUUUCGUAACUUAUUUAUAUUUUUGCUUAUUCAGAACUUGAACAAACGCUUAUUCCUUUUUAUCAUUGAGGAAGAGGUAUUGUAUCGUGUAACUUUUCUAUUGUGAGUUUCUUCGUGCGUUUAGCUAUACCUACAGCUUGAAAUUCCCAGUAGGUACCUACCAACAUCUUGUGAAUGGGCCCAAUUUACCUAACUGCUUACGCGAACAAGCUAAAAUAUCUGAACACUUUUCUUGCAGAAACAUAAUUAUUAUGAUCAUCAAAAUUAUAAAAGAUAACAUAGUGAUCGGAUGGUCGAUUAAGCAACGUGUCUCAGUGGUCAGAUGUUUUUCUUAGACUCGCGUAUACAAUACUCUUGGGGGUUGGGGGUUUAUUUUAUAGCUGAUAUUACCAUCCUACAAGACAAUUUCCAAAGUCCUAAUACUCCUAAUUAACACUUAUUAGGAACGAGUCGCAGAACUAUUAAAUUAAUCUAGUCAUUAUAUUAAAGUUUGUUAGAGAGAUAGGUAUUGUUAUUUAUUAUUUGAAGUGAAUUCCUACAAUCCUUAGAGGACUAAUCGUGUAUCAUUUUUGUUAUCGCCUGAUUAUUUCUUUGAUAGAUAUUUAAUGAAACACAAUGUGACUACCUAUGUAAGGAAAAAUUGAAUAAAAAUGUCAUAAAAAC
Molecule: messenger RNA, 3460 nt
Organism: Leguminivora glycinivorella
Lineage: Eukaryota; Metazoa; Arthropoda; Insecta; Lepidoptera; Tortricidae
Product: sarcalumenin
Exons: 11
Coding region: 207-2645 (812 amino acids)
Molecular function (GO): GTP binding
Source: RefSeq, a predicted model, not a curated record